GGUAACUGUGGUACCAGUUAGCAUACCAAAGUCUCUGCUGGCAUCCACCUCACUCUUACCUCUGGCUCCAACCAUAUUCCAAGGUAUGGUUUAGAGGGAGGUUUGAUUGUAGAUAUGACAGACAGAACAGCUAGAGGCAUCUGGAAGAGUCCAUAGCAGGGAGAGGAAGUAGUAUACAUUCAGUGUAGGAGGCUGAACCAGACCAUGCCAGAAGUUUGGUAAUGAGGAGAGUGUGAGAGGAAGAGAAGAGAGAGACCAAGUCAAGGAACCCCAAUGAACAUGGCAUCGAAAGUCCCUGUGUGUCUCAUCGAGAAUGUGAAAGGACAACUGAUACCUAAUCAGAAGGCCCUAGAGAUCCUGUCAGAGAUCACACAACCAGUGGUGGUUGUGGCCAUCGUGGGUCUCUACCGCACUGGCAAAUCCUACCUGAUGAACAAGCUGGCUGGGAAGAAAACUGGAUUCUCUCUGGGCUCUACAAUACAGUCUCACACCAACGGGAUCUGGAUGUGGUGCAUCCCUCAUCCCCAGAAGCCAGACAACACCCUAAUUCUGCUUGACACAGAAGGCCUGGGAGAUGUGGAGAAGGGUGACAACCAGAAUGACUGCUGGAUCUUUGCCCUGGCUAUACUUCUAAGCAGCACCUUUGUGUACAACAGCAUGGGACCCAUCAACCAGCAGGCCAUGGACCAGCUGCACUAUGUGACAGAGCUGACAGAUCAGAUAAGAGCAAGGGCCUCAACUGACCAGGAGGAUGAGGUGGAAGACUCAUCUGAGUUUGUGAGAUUCUUCCCUGACUUCGUGUGGGUUCUGAGGGAUGUGACCCUAAGACUUGAAGCUGAUGGACAAAGCCUCACAGCAGAUGAGUACCUGGAGAAUUCCCUGAAACUCAAGCAAGGUACCAGUGAAGUAGAAAAAAAUUACAACCUUCCCCGACUCUGUAUUCGAAAGUUCUUCCCUAAGAAGAAAUGCUUUGUCUUCUACCCACCCACUGAGUGGAAGAAGCUUUCUGAACUUGAGAACUUGCAUGAUGAUGCGUUGGAUUCUGACUUUGUGCAGCAGGUGGCAGAAUUCUGUUCCUUCAUCUUCGGCUCUUCAAAGGCUAAAGCUCUCCCAGGAGGCAUCAAAGUUAAUGGAGCUCAACUGGGGAUUCUAGCACACACCUACCUGGAUGCCAUUAAGAGUGGAACAGUGCCUUGUUUGGAGAAUGCAGUAAACACACUGGCUGAGCGUGAGAACUCCAUAGCUCUACAGAAAGCAACUGACCACUACAGUGAACAGAUGGACCAGCAAGUGAGGCUCCCGACAGACACACUCCAGGAGCUGCUGGACAUACAUGCAGUCUGUGAGAAGAAAGCCAUUGCUGUCUUUAUGGAUAGAUCCUUCAAGGAUGACCAGAGGAAAUUCCAGGAGAAGCUUGUGGCCACCAUAGAGGAAAGGAAGGAAGAUUUCAUACAACAGAAUGAAGCAGCAUCUCUCAGUUACUGCCAGGCUGAGCUGGAGAAGCUUUCAGAGCCUCUAAGGGAGAGCAUCUCACGUGGAGAUUUUUCUGUUCCUGGUGGGCACAGCCUCUACUUAGAAGCCAGGAAGAAGGUUGAGCAGGGCUAUGAGCAUGUACCCAGGAAGGGAGUGAAGGCAAGUGAGGUGUUCCGGGACUUCCUGAAGUCUCUGAUCACUACGGAAGAUUGCAUCUUGCAGUCAGAUAAGGCCCUCACUGAUGGACAGAAAGCCAUGGCAGCUGAGCAGUCCAAGAAGGAGGCGGCUGAGAAGGAACUAGAGCUAAUGAGGCAGCACCAGAUGGAGCAAGAGGAAGCAAGGGAGGCUCACAUGAGAACUAUUUCAGAAAACAUGGUCCAGCUGCAGAGGAAGAUGGAGAUGGAAAGGGAUAACCUUCUGGAGGAGCAGGAGAGGAUGCUGGAUCACAAGCUGAAGGAAAUAGAAAAAUUGUUUCAGGAAGGAGCUGGGAAGGAAGUGAAUCACUUAAAAGUGGAAAUAAAUCUAUUAUUAGGGCAAACUGAUGCCAUCAAACAGAACUCAUUUGAUGGAAUUCUAUCUAUGCUGCGUGAAAUACUUGUGAAUGUAUCCACUUCACAAAUUAACAGGUUUCUGAAGUAUUGGUGACAUAGUGGCUCACUGUUGUAGUGUGGAUGUCAAUACAUUGAUUCAAGGGCAGUUUUAAGUUAAGGGUUAUCACACAAUGUCAGAUACUGACAGCUAAGGAAGUCUAUUAAAGUAGACUCUGCAUGUAAAAGGUAACUAUAUAGCGACUGAUGUUCAUAAGCCUCAUUAUGGUGAGUGUUUUACAAUGUAUAUGUACAUCAUUUUUGGACCUGUAAACCUUGUAUGUACACAAAUAAAACA
Molecule: messenger RNA, 2358 nt
Organism: Cricetulus griseus (Chinese hamster)
Lineage: Eukaryota; Metazoa; Chordata; Mammalia; Rodentia; Cricetidae
Source: RefSeq, a predicted model, not a curated record